UGAGCACAAAGGAAUUUAAAGCAGAGGGAGGUUUCAACAAGGAAGACACUAAAACAAGGUGUUAUUUCACAAAGAAUGAUCAACGCCCAUGACAGAACUACCCACCACCAAAAGACCAAGCAGCGUGGGAAAAAGGAGGACUGGACAUGGGAUGACAUCCUGGACGGCAAGGGAUCCUGGACGUGGGAGGAGAUUCUGUCAGGAAAGGAUCGCCUGCCGUGGGAGCGGUGGAAGCAGAGAGGAAGGCGGAGGCAGUGAGAAAGAGGGCCCGGGAUUACACAGGGUCACGGCUGGCACCAAAGACCGGGAGGCCACUCCCCCCCCAAAAUUGGGGGGAACACGGGGAGUUUGGCUGAGUCAGGUUGGACACCUGAGCCAACUCCCCGUGGCGAGCGUCGUGCUGGUCAGGCACCGUGUUAUGCGGUGGAGUGCACGGUGUCUCCAGUGCGCGUUCACAGCCCGGUGCGCUACCUUCCAGCUCCCGAAUUGGCCGGGCUAGAGUGGGCAUCCAACCAGGUCGGAGGAUGCCGGCUCAGCGCAUCUGGCCGCCAGUACGUCUCUAAGGCCCAGGAUAUCCUGCGCCGGCUUUGCGCACUGUGUCUCCGGUACGUCUGCACAGCCCAGUGCGUCCUGUGCCAGCUCCCCGUAUUUGCAGGGUGAAGAUAACCACCAAGCUAGGACGGGUUGUGCAGGCUCUAAGCUCAAGACCUCCAGUGCGCCUCCACGGCCCAGUGUAUCCGGUGCAUCUGCCAAGGACAAAGCCCCCUGUGUGUCUCCCCAGCCUGGUGAGUCCUGUGCCUGCGCCCAGACCUAAGCCUUCUGUAUGUCUCCUCAGCCUGGUGAGUCCUGUGCCUGCUCCCAGAGCCACGCUUCCUGUGUGUCUCUCCACUCCAGCGAUGAUCCAUGGCAAGAAGCCUCCAGUGAUGAUCCAUGGCACGAAGCUUCCAGUGAUGAUUCAUGGCAAGAAGCAUCCAGUAAUGAUAUAUGGCAAGAAGCCUCCAGUGAUGAUCCAUGGCAAGAAGCCUCCAGUGAUGAUCCAUGGCAUGAAGCCUCCAGUGAUGAUCCAUGGCACGAAGCCUCCAGUGAUGAUCCAUGGCACGAAGCCUCCAGCAACGUCCUCCAGUCUGGAGCCUCCAGCGCCAUCCUCCAGUCCGGAGCUUCCAGCAACGGUCUCCAGUCCGGAGCCUCCAGCGACGGUCUCCAGUCCGGAGCCUCCAGCAACGGUCCCCAGUCUGGAGCCUCCAGCGACGGUCCCCAAUCCGGAGACCCCAGCGACGGUCCCCAAUCCGGGGCCCGCAACGAGGGUGCCCAGUCCGAGGCCCGCAAUGAGGAUGCCCAGUCCGGGGCCCGCAGCGAGGGUGUCCAGUCCGGGGCCCGCAACGAGGGUGCCCAGCCCGGGGCCCACAGCGAGGGUCUCCAGUCCGGGGCCCGCAGCAGGGUCCCCAGUCCUGGGCCCGCAGAGAGGGUCCCCAGUCCGAGGUCGGCGGCGAGGGUCCCCACACCAAAGGCGCCACCAAAGCGGGGUGAGCCAGAGGUGGAGCGGGGUCUACGUCCCGCACCAGAGCCGCCACCGCGGAUAGAUGCCCACCCGGACCCUCCCCUAUAGGUUCAGGUUUUGCGGCCGGAGUCCGCACCUUUCGGGGGUGGUACUGUCACGCCCUGACCUUAGAGAGACGUUUUAUUUCUCUAUUUGGUUAGGUCAGUGUGUGAUGUGGGGUGGGAAUACUACGUUCUAUUUUCUAUGUUUUGUAUUUCUUUGUUUUGGCUGGGUAUGGUUCUCAAUCAGGGACAGCUGUCUAUCGUUGUCUCUGAUUGGGAACCAUACUUAGGCAGCCAUUUUUCCCACCUGUCUUUGUGGGUAGUUAACUUUGUUUGUGACACUUAGCUUUGUUUUGUUGGCAACAUUUAUCUUAAAU
Oncorhynchus masou masou (cherry salmon) is the source of this 1916-nucleotide messenger RNA. Its product is annotated as circumsporozoite protein-like. The record is from RefSeq and is a predicted model, not a curated record. Bases 824 to 1606 code for a protein of 260 amino acids. The transcript is spliced from 2 exons. NCBI's taxonomy places the organism in Eukaryota, Metazoa, Chordata, Actinopteri, Salmoniformes, Salmonidae.